UUCAAUUUACACAACUAUCUCUACUCCUAAAACCCUCAAACGGGAAGCAACGAAAGUUCAUUUCCUUUCUCCGCAAAAGCCUAGUUAGUUGCUCUACUUCUAAUCUUCUUCUUCUCUGCAACCAGUAUGGAGAGCAAUGAAAGCCCUACGCCAGCUUAUUUUGACCUUCUUACUGCUGCGCAUACAGGGGACCUUGAUCGUUUUAGGAGCUUAGCUUUAUCUUUCGAUCAGAAAGGGGAUGUAUUAGCAAAAACGAUUGACGUCUUGUGGAUGCAGAUGGAAGAGGAUCUCUUGCUUUUGCUGCUGCUGGAGGAAGAUUGGAUGUCUGUAGAUACUUGCUUAAAGAGUUGUCCGUUAAUAUUAAUGUGACAGAUCAUCAUGAUGUAGCUCCCUUAUCUUAUGCAGCUAUUAAUGGACAUCUAGAAAUUGUCAACUAUCUUCUUGAGGAGGGGGCUGAUGCUGAUGGUGGUAAAGUUUCAGCUAAAACCCCGUUGCAGUAUGCUUUGUUGGGAGGAAAUGCAAUGAUACUAGAACUGUUACUUGAUAAUGGUGCGAAUUUAACUCAGACACCCUUGCCAUAUGCUGCUCUUCUUGGCCAGGUUGCUGCUGUUGGAGUUUUGUUGAAAUGGGGUUUAGAUCCUGAUGGAGGGCCCAACUCGAUUUCACCGCUAGUAGCAGCUAUUAUUAGCAAUUCAGUGGACAUCGUAAAUAUGUUACUAGAGGCAAAAGCUUGUCCAGAUAAGCAAUCACGUGGAUUUGUCCCUUUGACUUUUGCCGCGCAUUAUGGGCUGACAAAUAUAGUCAAAAGCUUAGUAAAAGCUAAUGCUAAUACAAGUGUUACUGAUAAGGAUAAGAUGACCGCAUUAGAAAUUGCUGCUGCAGCGGGUAAUAGAGAAAUGGUUAAGGAUCUACUUCCCGUGACUGAUCUCAUUUCAAAAUAUCCGGACUGUUGGACUACGGAUGGACUUAUCAAUCUUUUUGAUUCUGUGGAAGACUAUGAUGCAGGGGUAUAACUACAGAAUCUAUAUCUUACUCAUUUAUAUAUAUAUGUACAUAUUUUGUAUCUUCCUUUAGUAUUUUUAUAUUCUCUACAACUCAAAAAGAAUAUAAGAAUACUGAAGGAAGUGAGGGGAUGGUGGCAUAAUGAAGUAAAAUUAAUCGCAUUAUGAUAAACCAUCAUUUCAUAUUUUCUAUAU
This is a messenger RNA of Papaver somniferum (opium poppy), 1196 nucleotides long. Its product is annotated as ankyrin-1-like. Gene Ontology annotation, molecular function: protein binding. The record is from RefSeq and is a predicted model, not a curated record. The transcript is spliced from 8 exons. NCBI's taxonomy places the organism in Eukaryota, Viridiplantae, Streptophyta, Magnoliopsida, Ranunculales, Papaveraceae. The coding region runs from base 522 to 1013 and encodes 163 amino acids.